This is a messenger RNA of Trachemys scripta elegans, 2117 nucleotides long. RefSeq lists its product as uncharacterized. The record is from RefSeq and is a predicted model, not a curated record. NCBI's taxonomy places the organism in Eukaryota, Metazoa, Chordata, Testudines, Emydidae. The transcript is spliced from 3 exons. The coding region runs from base 507 to 1874 and encodes 455 amino acids.
AGUCCUGAGCCCAAAGUCCUCCGCCUCUAGAAGACACCCCAUCCUGUAGGACGCCAUUUUCACAGCCCCAGCCGGAACAACCCCUUUGCCAGGCUAUCGUGGGCAAUGUGAUGACCGUGGGGGGUACUAGGGUUGCCACCUGGCCAGUUUUUGUGCUGCCUUGCCAGUUCAAAGAUUUAACGUGCCAGGAUUUUGUUUGUUUCACAUUAGAGCGCUCUGCAGUUCUCGUCCCUGGAGUCCAGACUGUGGUGCCGGGCUAGCAGUAAGAUCACAGGAGGAGCAGGCGCUGAGCGAAGCAGGAAUUUCCCAGGCACGCGGCUCGUGCAUUUCACCUCGCCUUAGAUCAUCACCAGAGAACCAGCAUUAGGGGCACCGGGUGAAGCACAGCCAGCAGCUCGGCGUCAUUGCGGCUGGACAAUGCGAGUCCCUCGGGAACGUGUCCCGUGAGCUGAGCCAACGCACCGCCAGGACCCGAGGAGUCUGGAAAGGCCGGGUGUGAGAUCACAAUGUCCCAUAGCAACAGGAAACCCCACAACCAUGUUCGAGAGCUCACCAGGGACAUGGAUCUGGCCAGGUUACGCUCCUGUCCCCAGCCUCUGAGCAUGGAGACCCUGCAGGGUGUGCGGGAUGCGCUGGAGAAGUGGGGGGUGCUGGACGAGGAGCUGGGAGCUGGCUUUGAGCGGGCCUUGGCGGAGUUCCCCCGGGAGCCCCCGUGUGUGCAGCGCAACGCCCGGAUGGUGAUCCAGAGCGACGAGACUGAGCUGACGUUCUUCUCUGGGAAGGGCAAGUGUAAGAUCAGUAUCUCUGACAACGGCACCUGCUAUGAGGUGAAAGAGCCAACAGCCCAGGUGUACCUGGCCAGGUUACGCUCCCGUCCCCAGAAACUGAGCACCAAGUCCCUGCAGGGUGUGCGAGAUGUGCUGGAGAAGUGGGGGGUGCUGGACGAGGAGCUGGGAGCCGGCUUUGAGCGGGCCCUGGUGGAGUUCCCCCGGGAGCCCCGGUGUGUGAAGAGCAAUGCCCGGAUGGUGAUCAGGCAUGACCACACCGAGCUGGUGUUUGUGUCGGGCCAGGGGGAAUGCGAGAUCACUGUGUCUGAAGGCGACGGGGAGCCCUGCUAUGAGGUGAAGGAGCCCACGGUGACGGUGUAUCGGGAGAGGUUACGCGCUCGCCCACAAAGGCUGAGCGUGGGGAGCCUGCAGAGAAUCCGGGACAGGCUGGAGUGCUGGGAGGUGAUGACAGAGGAGCUGAGAUGCUCCUUCGAUCUGGUGCUGAGGGAAUUCCCCAAGGAGCCCGAGUGCGUCCGGGAGAACCCCAGGAUGUGCGUUGCCUGGGACGAGACGAAGCUGCGGCUGAUCUCUGAAGAUGGGGACUGUGAGGUCUCCGUGACAUGCUGUGACGGGAAACCCAGCUAUGAGGUGACAGUGAAGAGCUGGGCGAUGUAUCAGGAGAGGAUGCAUCUCUCUGAACAGCCACUGAGCAUUGAGAACCUGGAGGGCGUGCGGAGGGAGGUGAGGAGUCUGUCAGGGACUCCCGAGAAGGUCAAGGAGGCCUUGAACGUGGCCGUUAGGGAUUUCUCCGCUGAACCGGGCUGCCUGCAGGAGAAUGCCCGGCUGGUCAUUGAGUGCGACAGGGGCGAGAUGGUUUUUGUCUCCGGGAAAGGGGAGAAUAAAGUGAACGUGUGCAUCGUCGAUGGGAAGGCAAUAGGAGGUUUUACUGCAAAGCUGCAAUGUGUAUUACCUAGUCUUCACCCAAGGAAUAGCUGCUGUCAAGAGGCUAUCCAUAGCCUGCCAGAGAUUUAUAAAAGAACUUGGCCCCAUCCUGACUUCUCAGAUCUGCUUAAACUUGGUCAGGAGAAGCUUGAGUGGCAAAACUGAGGUGUCCAGCUCCAGUCUGGAUCACCCUGCUGCUUUUCGUGGGAGAAUUUGAACAAACUCUCUAUAUUAACUGUUUAAUUGGAUUAUAACCCGAUGAGCUGAUUCUGGGAAGAACUUUUUUGCAACUCAUCAGCUCACCAUCUCUACUACGAACCUGCCCUAAGAACAGCUGUCAUAUCUGCAGGUAUAACAAUCUUUUAACCACAAUACACUCUCUCUUUUCUUUUUUUAAUAAACCUCAGU